Molecule: messenger RNA, 1023 nt
Organism: Cyprinus carpio (common carp)
Lineage: Eukaryota; Metazoa; Chordata; Actinopteri; Cypriniformes; Cyprinidae
Gene: nog5
Product: noggin 5
Biological process (GO): dorsal/ventral pattern formation; osteoblast differentiation; negative regulation of BMP signaling pathway
Source: RefSeq, a predicted model, not a curated record
GGUGCCACUGGUGCGCCGCGCAACUCGUGACGCGUUUGGCGCCUCCAAAGAAAAAGCUCCAUUCAGCAGGAGACCGGCUUCAGUUACCAAAGAAGAGACACGAGCUUUUUAACCAACGUCGAAGCUUUGUUUCAUAAACUUAACCUAUCAACUUAAAUCAGACAUUUAAUGAACUUGUCUUGGCUUGAAUGGAAAUGAAGGUGUCUUCUGCGCUCCUGCUCUGCGCGUCUGUCAUAGUUCACCUCGCGCUCGCUCAGAUUCAGCUGCGCGUGCGCCCGUCGCCUAGCGACCACCUGCCGGUACCGGACCUGCAUGAGGACCCUGACCCGGCGCUGGAACCGGGAGAGAGGGAUUUAGCCCCUCGAUUGCUGCGCCGGAAACUCGGCAGCAGUUUUGAUCCCGUCUUCUCGUCGAUCGGUGCACCGCCUGCAGGUAACGGGUCCGAGAUCACGCGAGAGGACGGGAUCGGUCUCACCGGAGCCAUUCCCCGUGAGUUUCAGCAGCUGGAUUUCACUGGUCUCAAAGCGGCGGGGAAAACGGAGCGCAGGGUGCGCCGGUGGUUGUGGUCGUACACCCGGUGCCCGGUGCUGUCAGUGUGGAAAGAUCUGGGCGCGCGAUUCUGGCCGCGAUACGUCAAAGAAGGACAGUGCUUGACCGAACGCUCGUGCUCUUUACCGGAGGGGAUGUUUUGUAAACCGGUGCAGUCCGUGAGCGUCACGCUCCUCCGGUGGCACUGCCAGCAGGGUUCGCGCGCGCUCAAGCACUGCGCGUGUCGCGCGCGCUACCCGGUGAUAUCUCAGUGCGGCUGCGCGUGCAUAAGCUUUACACACAGCUAGACCAAUGGUUUGGCACAAUAUGCUUUCUUAUUCCUUUCUUUUGAUUUGGGGGUGAAAUAUGAACCGGACUUGUCACCCAUGUCACUCUGAGAAGGAGAUUCGGGGACUUUACUGACAUAAAGACACAUCUGUGAUCUUUGGCUGUGUGAUGUUUUGAACGAUAUUUAUAUGUGAAGAAAAUGUUUGA